AUGGCACCACAUUCCCUCUUCCCACCUCGUCCACCACAGCCAACCCCAGAACAGAUCCGAUCCGGCAUCGAAGCAUGUCUGGUGGUCCAACGACGAGCCCUGACCAUGGGCAAAAGGCCCUUCUCCGCAGCCCUCAUAGGCCCAGACAACGAAAGCGUCCUCCUCACCCACCAAUCCAUCGACCACGUCAACCACGCAGAAUCCAGUCUCGCCCGCCUCGCAGCUUCCCACUACACCCAGCCAUACCUCUGGCAAUGCACUCUCUAUUCCACCUGGGAGCCCUGCGCGAUGUGCACUAGUACUUGCUACUGGGCUAAUAUUGGACGGAUUGUAUAUGCGGCUUCGGAGACGCAGUUGGGUGAGAUUACCGGGCUUGGGAACGAGGAGAAUAUGACUAUGAGUAUGCCUUGUCGGAAGGUGUUGGAAGGGAGUCAGAAGGAUGUGCAAAUCAUUGGGCCUGUUGGUGGAUUGGAUGAGGUUGUGGUCAGGGAGAGUGAUGUUUAUUGGAAGCCUUUACGGGAGGCCAAGGAGAAGGGGCAAGGUACCUAG
Lecanosticta acicola is the source of this 549-nucleotide messenger RNA. NCBI's taxonomy places the organism in Eukaryota, Fungi, Ascomycota, Dothideomycetes, Mycosphaerellales, Mycosphaerellaceae. The record is from the annotation of a GenBank genome assembly.